Molecule: messenger RNA, 2160 nt
Organism: Gekko japonicus
Lineage: Eukaryota; Metazoa; Chordata; Lepidosauria; Squamata; Gekkonidae
Gene: RBM28
Product: RNA binding motif protein 28
Exons: 17
Coding region: 67-2160 (697 amino acids)
Molecular function (GO): RNA binding
Source: RefSeq, a predicted model, not a curated record
CCAAGAUGGCGGCGCCCGUGGCCGCGUGAGUCGCCGCGGAGGAAGAGGUUCGGCAGUCGGUUCGCCAUGACGGCGGCGGAGAAGGGCUCGGCGCGGACGGUGCUGGUGCGCGGCCUGUCCGCCUCGGCCCGCGGGCCGGACCUGGAGCGCGAGUUCGGGCGGGCAGGGCCGGUGCGGCGGGCGGUGGCCGUCACGGAGCCCGGUGGAGAGUCCUGCCGUGGCUUUGGCUUCGUCACCUUCUCCUUGGCCGAGGAUGCUCAGAGGGCCAUCCGAGAGAUCACCACCUUUGCAGGCCGUAAGAUCAGCGCGAUUCUCGCAAAGCCGAAGGCAAGGCAGAAGGAGAAGAAGAAGAAAGGGGGUGCUGCAGAAACCCCCCAGAAAGAGCAAAAGCCAAAGAAGCCAAGAGGAGCCUCUAAAAAGGCCCGGCUGAUCAUUCGCAACUUGAGCUUUAAGUGCACGGAAGAGGACCUGAAGGCAACGUUUGCUCCGUUCGGCACCGUCCUGGAAGCCUCUCUCCCCAGGAAGCCAGACGGGAAAAUGCGUGGCUUUGCCUUUGUGCAGUUCAAGAACGUCCUGGAAGCAGGGAAGGCUCUGAAGGGAAUGAACAUGAAGGAGAUUAAAGACCGCCCUGUGGCUGUGGACUGGGCUGUGCCCAGGGAGAAGUACCAGGCAGCGGUGCAGGCUGCGGCGUCGCAACCCGGGACGUCCCAGAAAAAGACCCCCGAGGCCGUGCAGGAGGACACAGUCGGCGACAAGGGUGACCACAGCAGUGCAGCGGAGGAGGAGGAGGAGGAAGAAGUGGAGUUGGCUGAGCCCGUGGGGCGGGGCAGGUACUUUGAAUGCCGAAUUCCCCCAGCGGAGAGCUCGGAGGAGGAGGAGGCGGCACAGGAGGAGGAGGAGGAGGAGUCCGGCCCUGCAGGGAGUUCCGAUGGAGAAGCGGGUGACGGUGAAGAGGAGGAAGAGGGCGGCGACUCCGAGGAGGGAGGAAGAGGCGCUGAGGCCCCCGCCAAGCCGAAGAAGAGGCAGCCGCGCCAGUCAGACGUGUCCGAGGGCAGAACCAUCUUCAUCAGGAACCUGUCUUUCGAGACGGAAGAGGAGGAGCUCGGGGAGCUGCUGGAGCAGUUUGGGGAGCUGAAGUACGUGCGGGUCGUGCUGCACCCGGACACGGAGCACUCCAAAGGCUGCGCCUUUGCCCAGUUCCUGACGCAGGACGCUGCCCAGAAAUGUCUCCAGGCUGCCGAGGAGGAGAGCGAGGGCGGAGGGCUGCGUCUCGGGGGCCGCCGCCUCCGGGUGGAUCUGGCCGUGAGCCGCGAGGAAGCCCAGCAGCUGCGAAGCAAGAAGGUGAAGAAGCCCACCGGCACCCGGAACCUCUACCUGGCGCGGGAAGGCCUGAUCCGUGCGGGCACCCAGGCCGCGGAAGGCGUGAGUGCGACCGACUUAGCCAAGAGGGCGUGGUUUGAGGAGCUGAAGCACCAGAAGCUGAAGGAUCAGAACAUCUUUGUCUCCCGCACCCGGCUCUGCGUCCACAACCUGCCCAAGAGUGUCGACGAUGCCCGGCUCCGGAAGCUGAUGCUGCAGAUCCUCGAUGGGACGCCCGGCGUGCGGAUCAAGGAGUGCCGGGUGAUGCGGGACCGGAAGGCCCCCGCCGGGAAGGGCCAGGGCCAGUCCCUGGGCUACGCCUUCGUGGAGUUCCAGGAGCACGACCACGCCCUGGCGGCCCUGCGCCGGGUCAACAACAACCCCCAGCUCUUUGGGGACCAGAAGAGGCCCAUUGUGGAGUUCUCCCUGGAGGAUCGGCGGAAGCUGAAGCUGAAGGAGCAGCGAGCUCAACACAGUCUGCAAAAACUGAGGCAGAAGCAGGCCUCCACGGGGCGGAAGGCUGGCACUGCCAAGGCAGGCCCCCCAGCUAAGGCAGCCCCGGGAGCCCAAGAGCAGAAGCAGUCCUUGGAUCCAAAAGGCGGGGCACCCAAGGGCCCGCCCAGGAAGCCAGCCAAGAGGCGCAGGGGGGCCCCGGCCCCACCGACAGGCCCUGCAAGAGGCCCCCUCCCCUGGUCCGGGUUCCAGACUCAGGCGGAGGUGGAGCACGUGGAGCUGCCCAGCGGCAAGAAGCGGCGGAAGGUCCUGCCUCUUCCCUCCCACCGCGGCCCCAAGAUCAGGUAG